Molecule: messenger RNA, 5388 nt
Organism: Paramuricea clavata
Lineage: Eukaryota; Metazoa; Cnidaria; Anthozoa; Malacalcyonacea; Plexauridae
Source: the annotation of a GenBank genome assembly
AGAAGUUAAAUUUUGCCCAAAAAACUUCGAAAAUGGCCUCAUUUUUAAGAGAACAUUUGCUAAGAAUCGGAAAAUUCGUUGCCUUAGCUUCGGCUACAAGUGGUGCGUUAAGUUAUGUUAGUUUUUCAACAGUUUUUGCGAAAGAAAAGCGUUCUGAGAGUUCGUUUAUGGCCGAGCCAGUGACCCCACGUGAAAAGCUAGUGGCAGGCGAUAUGAGGACUCGAAUGGAACUGAUGAUCAUGCAAAUGCAGCGAGAGUUUUGUGAUGAGCUAAUGCGACUGGAUGGAUCUGCUUUCAAGGUGGAUAAAUGGGAGCGGCAGGCUGGUGGUGGAGGUAUCACAUGUGUUAUACAGGAUGGUGAGUUCAAGUUGUAUACUGUAUGCAAAUGUAAACCCCCGCACCCCCCCGGCCGGGGCAUAGCGGGGUAUUUGACUUCCGCCUAUGUCAAAUGUCGUCAAAUGCCCAGCAACACAGGGCAAUAUUUUUAUUCUAAUAGCAUGAAAUACCCCGGUAAAAAGCCUCGGCUCCUUUUCAAAAACUUUUGUUUGGAGUAAGCGCUUAGGCAGGUACAAAACAAAACAUCAAAAAGUACGGGGCACUCAAAGAAAGCAUACCUCCGCCAGCGAAUUAAGUUAUAUAUCAUAUAUAAAUUAUACAAUCAGCUAAUUACGCAUUCUGUUUACUCUGCCCAGGAAAGCAAGACAAACAUUUUCAAACUAAUUUCUUAUUCAAAUGUCAUCCAAAUUGAACCAAAAUUUAAUCAGUUAGUGCUGAGGACAUGUGUAUUCCUUCAACAAACUUUCGUGAAUAUCUGUUCACUACUUUUUGAGAUAUUCUGGUUACAGCCGGACAGACAUCCAGACAAACAAACAGGGGUGAAAACAUACCCUCCUGGCGGAGGUAACAAACAAAAUUUUAAUGAAAACAUUUGUGAAAGUGAUACUCAAUCAGCCGAACAAUCGUCACAAAUCCAUGGAUUGGUUGGAACUUCAACAUUUACACACUGGGCAUGGUACUCGCUUAUUAAACACUCGUUGUUUGAACAUUUGAGAACUAAUCGGCGAGUGACAUUUCCGGUCUGUUCUCCGUCAAUGGAAAAAGCUCCGGCCCCUUGCCCCGGUGAAUGUAUGCUGAACAAAAGAUGUAAAAUACCCCGAUAUGCGCGGACGUUUUCUUUGUCAAAUCACAGGAAAUUCCCCAGUAAUGCCCCGCUGUGUCCCGGCCGGGGGGUUUACAUUGACUGAUGCAUAAUACACUUUACUCAUAUAACCAUCUAGUAGUGGUAGGUAGGGGCUGGGGCGUGACCACAGUCAGACCUGUCAAGUUUUGAAAAAUUUUAUGCGGGAAGGAUUUCCUUAGGUUAGUGUCCAUGGGGCGCUCCCAUAGUUGGUGCGCCCUGGGGGGAAAUUUUGAAAUUUUAGUUCCCCAGAUCGCCAGAAUAUUACCUUUCUGAGGUUUUUCUUUCGCCUUUUUCGAAGCACAAACUUAUGUGUGUUCAUGCUAUAAAAAUAUGAAAUGUUAGCAUCGCUUCUUCCCAAACGGCAAAAAAUAGCGCUCCUCAGGCUCAGGAGUCUCCCAGCUUUUUGUCUCUUUUUGAUAUGCGAUUGAGACACACAUUUUCAAGACUUCUCAAGACUUCUGGGUACUGGCGUUGGCAAAAAGAAUGCAAACGUUCUCCAAGCCAGUGCUCGAAGAAGUAAGGAUGCCCAAGCGUGGGAACUAUUUCGUUCAGCUCGCAACCGCCUCAAAGCAUUAAUUAAAACUGCUAAAAAGAAAUUCACGCAAAAAAUGCUUUCUUCUAAGAAACCCAAGGAAGUAUGGAAAGUAAUACAUCGCAUCUUGCACCCAGAGCCGCGUAGGAUCACCAUUCACCCUGACAAACUCAAUUCUCAUUUUACUUCAACGGCAGAACGUACAAUCGGCACUGACGUCUAUGAUAACAACAGUUACGACACUAUAAGAAACAUGAUCGAUUCGCUUCCCCCAGACUACGACAAUGGCUUCCAUAUAAAUCCUGUCACACUGGGCGAAGUUGUAAAUGAAAUACGUUGUCUACGAGGAGACUGUUCCACAGGACCAGAUCACAUUCCAGCAAAAAUGAUCAAAAUUGUGGCCGAAUAUUUGGGUUCUCCAUUAACCGAUAUCAUUAACACCUGUAUCGCGAAUCGAAGCUUUCCGUCCGCGUGGAAGAUUGCGCGUAUUUGCGCAAUCCCAAAAGUUAAGCAAAUCACCUCUGAAAAUGACCUGCGGCCCAUAUCAAUCUUGCCAGUACUGUCGAAAGUGUAUGAACGCCUAAUCUUUCGCCAGCUUUCCAAAUUCAUCGAUGAUAACAAAUUACUGAGUAGCACCAUCUCUGCAUAUCGAAAGGGCCAAUCCACCACAACGGUCAUGCAAGCCAUACGAGAUGACAUCACAAAGCAAUGAGUCGUGGAGAAGUCACGAUGAUGAUCUUCGCUGAUUUCUCGAAAGCUUUCGAUACGAUCCGUUUUAAAAAUCUCAUCUCGAAAAUGAGCAAACUGGGCUUUUGCAAGGAUUUUCUUACAUGGACACUAAAUUAUGUCUCACAUCGUAAACAGUACGUUCAGAUUGAUGAUAUUAGAUCGAAUACAACAAAUGUUAAUUUCGGCGUACCACAAGGAUCGAUAUUGGGGCCGGUUUUAUUUAAUAUAUACGUUGCCGACCUUCAAGAAACUAUCGAUGCCAAAAGCCAUCAAUAUGCUGACGACACAACAAUCUAUGAGCAUGCCAAGGUCAAACAUAUUCAUAGAUGUAGAGAAACCAUAUCUGAUUCAAUGAAAAAACUCAACGACUGGUCAAAUAAUAGCAGCCUUGCCUUAAACCAUAAGAAGACGAAAGCAAUGCUUUUCUCAACUCAACAAAUGUCAAGAGUCCACCAAUUGGAAAAUUAUGAACCUAGAAUAUUUGUCAACGAACACGAACUAGAGCGCAUAAAGUCAUGCAAGUUGCUUGGCGUUCAUUUCAACGAACACCUAAAAUGGGACAACCAUAUCCGUCACAUAAAAUCUGCCUGCUACGCCACCUUGCAAAUAUUAAGGAAACUUAAACAUCUAGCUUCUUAUUACCUUAGAAAGCAGUUAGCUGAAACGCUAAUAUUAUCCAAAUUGGAUUAUGCUGAUGGUGUUUUCUAUCCACUCCCGCAGUUUCUAUCGAGGCGCUUACAGAAAGUUCAAUUUGCAACUGCUAGUUUUGUCUUGGGUCGAUAUGUUAAAGAUCAAAAGGAUAUCCUGGAAGUUGGAUGGCUUCCAGUUAACGAAAGAAGAGACCUCAACAUCCUGAAAUCGAGUUUCAAAGCCAUGUACUUCCCAGAGUGACCAGAGUAUCUAAAGCUAGAACGACAAACUUGCGUUCGAGAACUGCGCUCAACCAAUGCAGUUAGACUAGUCGUGCCAAAAGAAACUGGAACGUUUCAACAUAGUGCUGCGAAACUUUUUAAUUCCUUACCUGAGAACAUCAGGAAUUGUACUAAUUACAAAGUAUUUUUAAAAUUAACUAAAGAACUUUUAUUCGAAAGAGCACGCCAAAACUAGUUUUUAAUCCGAACAUCGAUUUUAUCUAAUUUCAACACAUAAACGUUAUAGUUCAUAGUUAUAGAAUAUAGUAUUUAAUUAGUAUUUUAACAGGGAAGAGCCAUAUGUAUGGAUCUGUUGAAUAAAUCGUUAUUAUUAUUAUUAUUAUUAUUAUUAUUGAACAUUUGAACAUUGUGCAAUUAAUGAAAAGAAAUGGGAGUAAUUGCCCCACAGGAAGAAACCUCGGCAAGUUAAGUUAAAAAUGCAGGAAGAAAGUCACAUGAUGCGUGAAAGCAAACAAAAAUGCGGGAAUUUCACGGUAAUUGCGGGAAACUUGGAAGGUCUGCACAGUGGGAAUUGCUCCCCCCCCCCCUUUUGUCAGGGCCAAUUUUUAAAACUUUUCAAAACUGAGCAGGGGCAGAUCUAGCCUCAUAUGCAAGGAGGGUUACGCUCCUGAGUAGGUGGAGUGUCUAAGAUGCAUGUUGACGGCAGUGCUUUCAAAAUCGCCUGCCUGACGUUCCGGGGCAACCAAAAAUUUGUGUCGGGCAACUAAAAUCUCUUGACUAAUGUCCCGAAGGGCAACCACACUUUGGUGUUUUCACUGUUUUGAUUGUUUUAAAUUUUGUGUAUUUAAUGUCUUGUUGUUCCGUCAUCAAGUGUUAAUAAAGCUGCGUCAAAAGAUAGCCAUUUACCUUUUUGUAUGAUCAGAUGUCAGAAUACUGAUUUGAUAUUUCAGUAAAAUUGUCCAGAAUAUUUACUUGAUUGUGAGUUUUUUGCAAGGAGUAAAUAAGCGCCCACGCUGAUUCACCUCAAAGAUUAUUACUGUAAUUCGCAGAACAUAUUUAAAUUAUCGAGAACUGAUUUAAAUUAUUUUAUUCAAAUGUUUUGAAUGGUAAAAAUUAUGUUUAUUAAUUAAUAACAUUCACAAAACUGAGUAAAAAUUUAUGUAGAACAAAACAAUUUUAACAUUUUAACAUUUAACAAUUUUAACAAAAAUCAUUUGAUUCCUUUGAUCAGCAUUAAGUCAGUCAUUCUUUUAUAACUAGUCUAAAUGGCGAGGAUUUGUUCCGGCAAAAACUCAUUUAGAAUAAAAAAACCAGACGCGCGAUUUCAUACUCUUGAAACAAACCAGGCGCACAUUAAAAGGCGCGUCUCGUUAAAGGCGCCAGAGGUAAGAGUAACUUGUAACACAGUAGCAAUUGUAACUUAUUAACAGUUAAAUAAACACCGGCUUUGUUGUGGUUCAUUCAACUCCAUUCUUUUAUUUUUAUCUAAUUUAAUGUGGGCAAGUGAGAAAUUGCCUCGGGCAACCAAAUUGUGAGUGUUGUCUGCCCCAAGGCCAAAAUUCAGGACCCCGGAUUAAGGUAUACCAUACCAUAACUCCAUUGUACAAUAAGUUUUGAAUUUCGAAACUGACCAGCAGUGGACUGAAUAAAAUUUUUUUCUAUGCGAUAUAUCUACUAAGCCCUGUUAACGAGGUCAUUAAACAAUUUAGGUAAGGUAUUUGAGAAAGCUGGCGUGAACAUCUCUGUUGUGUAUGGCGACCUUCCUAAAGCUGCCAUUCAACAAAUGAAACAAAGAAACCAACUAAAAGGUUUGAAGGACAGCGAUAAACUUCCGUUCUUUGCGACAGGUAUAAGUUCCGUAGUUCACCCACGGAAUCCGAUGGUGCCAACAAUUCACUACAAUUACAGAUAUUUUGAAGUACAGGACCAGGAUGGUAAGAAGUCAUGGUGGUUUGGUGGUGGUACUGAUCUCACACCAUAUUACCUUGACGAACAGGUACAGUACAGUAUGUCCUUUAUGUAUUAGCAUCCUAUACAUAAAUCUGUAGAGAAAUUUGAUGGGAGGAGGACUGUAA